Messenger RNA from Prorocentrum cordatum, 978 nucleotides. The record is from the annotation of a GenBank genome assembly. Lineage: Eukaryota; Dinophyceae; Prorocentrales; Prorocentraceae.
AUGGUGCCCCCGCUGGCAGACCAACUGCCAGACGAUCUCUUCGAGUGUGGGCUGUGCUCUGAGCUGGUGCUGGAGCCGACAGUGGUGCCAUGCUGCGGCAACACGUUCUGCCAAGCGUGCCUGAAGAAGUGGGUGUUGAGGAAGUGCCGCGAGUCGGGCGUCCCUCGGUGCCCGCACGCGGGCUGCGAGGCGCGGAUGCCCCUGAGGCUCCCUGGCGUGUCGCGCAUGCUGGCGGCGGCGGUGGAGGCUCUGUUCCCAGAGGAGCUGGAGAGAAGAAGACUGGACGGCGCGGCCGACCAGGACCUCGAGGAGGAGCAGCAGGCCAUCCCUGGGAACUUCGCCCUGCUGGAUGAGGUCGCGGCCUCGCGGGACCUCACCACGGGCGUCGGCAACGAGAGAAAGGUUGUGGUGCCCAUGAGCGGCGCUGGAUUUGUGGUCGGGCGCUCCGAGCAGGAAGACGGACGGGUGACCGUAAAGUUUGAGGACCGGAUGGACGGCGCUGAGGGUUGCCUCAAUGUCACGCUGGGCGAGUUGGUCAGGCAGCUCCCCGCCCGCUUCGGCGUGCGGCUGGGCCAGAGGGUGGUGGCAGCCAGGGACCUCAUGUUCGGACCCACCCUCGGCGUGCGCUUCGGCGUGCACGGAACCGUGCUGGGCAGCAGCCAGGGCUUGGGGAGCGAGGACCGAAUCAAUAUCCAGUUCGACAGCCGGGCAGACGGCCAAUCAGGAGACGUCAGCUGCCUGCCGGAGGAGGUCGCGCCCGCGUGCAAGCUGGCUGGCGGCUUCGAACUGGCGGACAGCGUGGUGGCGGCGCGCGAUUUGUUCUCGGCCGACCACCGCAUUGUCCUGUGCGGCACGCGCGGCAGGAUCAUGCGGUCGAUGAACGACCUGAGGGUCUCCGUGCAGUUCGAGAGGAGAGAAGACAACCUCGAGCACAUGGUGAACGUGACGCCGUGCGAGAUCAUGCGCUGCCCGCCCUGA